UGCUGCUGUGACAUCGGAGAGGCAGUGACCGGUCUCCCUGUGUGGCCUUGGAUCCUGCACCCAGCCCCUUCGCCUCCCUGUAGCCAAUGACCCCCAUGAACCCAAUGAAACCAUCGCUCCCUCCCACCCCGCAUGGUGAUGGUUCAUAUGCCUACGAGUCAGUUCCUUGGCAACAGAAUACCAAUCAGCCUGCAGGAUCUCUCUCGGUGGUAACCACUGUUUGGGGCGUCAGCAACACAUCCCAAAGCCAGGUUUUUGGAAACCCCAUGGGUCCUGGAGGAAACACCGCUGGCAAUCCCAUGAUGCCCAGCGUGGCCAGCAGUGGCUCUGGCAUGAACUCACCACAAUUUAUGGGACAACAGCCUUUCCCUGAGGGUUCAACAGGCAAAAGUUAUGUGCAACCUGGGAUGUACAGUCGUACUUCAUACCCGGGAGGGCCAGGCUUCACCACAAGUUAUGCAGGGAGCCCAAACGGCCCUGGGGGAAUGGGCAUUCCUUCUCAUACUGCGAGAGCCCCGACAGACUUCACCCAAGCAGCCGCUGCAGCCGCUGUAGCAGCUGCAGCCGCAACAGCCACGGCCACGGCCACAGCCACAGUCGCUGCCUUGCAAGAAAAGCAGAGCCAGGAGUUGAGUCAGUACGGAGCGAUGGGUGCUGGGCAGCCUUUCAACAAUCAAUUCCUCCCUCAUUCGGGGCCUCGGGGACCAACUGUACCACCCGGGAUGAAUCCAGCCAACAUGUUGAACGCCUCUGGGAUGUCGCCCAUGAACAUGAGCACAGCAAGGACCCCUGCAAUGAGCGCCUUGUAUGCCGGGCAGAGAAUGCCUCAGCACGGCUACCCUACUCCACCACAAGGCCAGCAGAUGCCCCGGCAAAGUGUCAAGAGAACUUAUUCCAGCGAGGGUUAUCCAGGACAACAAUAUAUCCAAAGUGGCCAGUAUCCCACUCAAGCCGGACAGUACGCCACGAAUGUGCCUCAACCAUCUGCUCCAUCCCCCUCCUAUCCCGGUCACCGUUUGCCACUGCAACAGGGAGUGAGCCAUUAUCUCUCUGCCUCCAGUACUAGCGGCCCAUACUAUAAGCCUACUGAUCAGUUCAAUGGUCAAAAUGCCAAUUUCAAUGGUAGCAACUUCAGUAGCUAUGGACAAGCUACUAUGAAUGGGCCAGCAAGGUCCAUGCCUGGCUACCCAAGCUCUCCUUUACCUGGUAACCCCACACCUCCGAUGACCCCUGGAAGUAAUAUCCCUCCCUACAUGUCCCCAGGACAGGAUGUGAAGUCACCCUUCCUUCCAGACAUCAAACCCAAUAUCAAUUCUUUGCAUCCUUCUCCAUCUCCCAACAUGGCUUCUUUACAUCCUUCUCCGUCUGCAGGGAACCCUUGUGACGAGUUGCGUUUGACCUUCCCAGUACGGGAUGGUGUGGUGUUGGAGCCUUUCCGCCUGCAGCACAACUUGGCGGUCAGCAACCAUGUCUUCCAGCUCAGGGACUCUGUUUACAAGACUCUGAUGCUCAGGCCUGACUUAGAGCUGCAGUUUAAAUGCUACCAUCACGAGGACCGACAAAUGAACACCAACUGGCCAGCCUCAGUCCAGGUCAGCGUGAAUGCCACUCCUCUGACCAUCGAGCGGGGAGACAAUAAGACUUCACACAAGCCCCUCUACCUAAAGCAGGUCUGCCAGCCCGGCAGGAACACCAUCCAGAUCACAGUCACGGCUUGCUGCUGUUCCCACCUUUUUGUCCUGCAAUUGGUGCACAGGCCUUCGGUACGGUCCGUCUUGCAAGGCUUGAUCAAGAAGCGGCUGUUGCCGGCCGAGCACUGCAUCACCAAAAUCAAACGCAACUUCAGCAGCGGCACAAUCCCUGGGACUCCGGGUCCAAAUGGCGAAGACGGUGUGGAGCAGACAGCCAUUAAGGUGUCCCUGAAGUGCCCCAUUACUUUUCGAAGAAUCCAACUUCCCGCCAGGGGUCACGACUGCAGGCACAUACAGUGCUUCGACUUGGAGUCCUAUUUGCAGCUAAACUGUGAAAGGGGGACGUGGAGAUGUCCUGUUUGCAAUAAAACAGCCUUGUUGGAAGGGCUUGAAGUGGACCAGUACAUGUUGGGAAUCCUGAUUUACAUUCAAAACUCCGAAUAUGAAGAGAUCACCAUCGACCCGACGUGCAGCUGGAAGCCGGUCCCGAUCAAGCCCGACAUCCACAUCAAGGAGGAACAGGACGGGCCCGUGCUGAAGCGUUGCCGCACCAUGAGCCCGACCCACAUGGUGAUGCCCAGCGUUAUGGAGAUGAUUGCGGCCCUGGGACCGGGGCCCUCGCCUUUUGGAUCCUUGCAGUCCUCUUCUGCUGGGGGUGGCGCCAGCGACUACACCAGCCAAAAUUCAACCUUUUCUGGAACUUACCCAGAUUCAUUCCCCACUGUGAACCCUGGCACCCCGACGUUAAAUGAAUUCAACCCCGGGCCUCCUCCCAUCUCCUACCAGUCUGACAUUCCAGGCAGCCUGCUGAACCCCGAAAAGGCAACUGUUCCUUCCAUCCCUGGACAGAUGCCUCCAUCAAGCAGGAUGGAUCCUUCUUCACACAAUCCUGGGCAACAGGGCCUAAACAACCCCAACCUCAGCAAUCAGCCGGGACAGCAGCCGCCACCACCACAGCAGCAGCAGCAGCAGCAGCAGCAGCAGCAGCAGCAGUCACAGCUCCAUCACCGGAAUCAACCUCCUCCUCCCCCAUCACGCCAGGCACCGGGACAGCCAGGCACCGGAGGCCCAACACAUGGAGGGGAGCUCCCUUUUAACCCUGGUCCUGGGAUGGGAGCGCCACCUGGACCCGUGGAUGGGCCUGAACCUUCCCUUGACCUUCUUCCUGAGCUGACAAACCCAGAUGAGCUGCUGUCCUACUUGGGGCCCCCCGACCUUCCCAAUAAUAGCAACGAUGAUCUGCUCUCAUUGUUUGAGAACAAUUGAAGCCACCCCGGAUGGAACCUGGGCAUCAUGCUCCACCCACCAUGUAUGCAAUCUCUCUC
Molecule: messenger RNA, 3016 nt
Organism: Protobothrops mucrosquamatus (brown spotted pit viper)
Lineage: Eukaryota; Metazoa; Chordata; Lepidosauria; Squamata; Viperidae
Gene: ZMIZ2
Product: zinc finger MIZ-type containing 2
Exons: 18
Coding region: 87-2957 (956 amino acids)
Biological process (GO): protein sumoylation; regulation of transcription by RNA polymerase II
Molecular function (GO): zinc ion binding; SUMO ligase activity
Source: RefSeq, a predicted model, not a curated record